Molecule: messenger RNA, 3569 nt
Organism: Austrofundulus limnaeus
Lineage: Eukaryota; Metazoa; Chordata; Actinopteri; Cyprinodontiformes; Rivulidae
Gene: opa1
Product: OPA1 mitochondrial dynamin like GTPase
Exons: 31
Coding region: 161-3241 (1026 amino acids)
Biological process (GO): intracellular distribution of mitochondria; endocytosis; peroxisome fission
Cellular component (GO): cytoplasm; mitochondrial membrane; microtubule
Molecular function (GO): GTP binding; microtubule binding; GTPase activity
Source: RefSeq, a predicted model, not a curated record
AGGUAGUACCGUUCACAGGAACUGGACUGUCAUUCUAGCCGUGUCCUUGUUAGCUAGCUGCAGUAGCAGGCAAACAGAUGUGUAGAAUAGGUAAAGAUGAAAACUGUGUUUGAGGGGUGAAUCUGAUAGAGACCGACCUUCAGCCGCUGCUAACAGCACCAUGUUGCGUGUCGGGAGCAAAGCUGCCUGCAUGGCCUGCAGGAACCUCGUUCAAACCGAUAUGGGGAUAAGGUUGCGAAUCCCGCUGCAGAAGCUCCACCCUAUGUCUUGUGCCAUCCACCAUCGCUAUUCGGGAAACUCUAACCCUCACCGACCUCCUCAUCGUACAGCAGCUCGAUAUUUUACCUCUAUGUCUCGGUUGCCCAUGCGGCCUUCAAAACCACCUCCAGGAUCAGGUGGCCAUAACUACCAACAGCAGCGCAACUUUUGGGUGGCUCGCCUGGCGGCCCGGCUGCUAAAGCUCAGAUACAUUUUGCUGGGUUCGGCGGUGGGAGGAGGGUACACAGCUAAGAAGACCUAUGAAGAGUGGAAGGACAUGCUGCCUGAUUUUAGUCAAUAUAACUGGGCUGUUCCAGAUUUUGUUUGGAAACUGAGUGAACAAAUUGAUCUUGAAAAACUGGCGAAAGCUCUACCAGAAAGGGAAGAAAUUGCCAAACUCCUCCCAGACUUUGACAAAAUAGGAGAGAACUUCUCGUUCCUGAAAAGCCUUCUUUCCUCUGGCGUGGGUUUGGGUAGUGAAGUCAAAGGAGCCURGGGUCUGCAUCUGUUGUUAGACCCUUCAGGCAAUCCUGCACUAAGAGCAACCGACUCUUCAACCGCAGCCUCACACGAUGCCAGCGACAAGCAACACAAGAAGGAUCUGCUCGGGGAGCUCAUUCUUAUUCAGCAGCAGAUCCAGCAGCACGAGGAGGAGGUCCGGCGAGCGGCUGCAGCCAAUAGUGCGCGUUCGCCACCCCAAGAUCCUGCUCCACAGACACGCAAGUCAUCGGACCGAGAAAAGGUCGACCAACUUCAAGAGGAGCUGCUUCGCACUCAGCUGAAGUACCAACGCAUGCUGGAGAGGCUGGAGAAGGAAAAUAAAGAGUUGAGGAAAGUGGUGCUGCAAAAAGACGAUAAGGGGAUUCAUCAAAGGAAAGUGAAGAAAUCUCUUAUUGACUUGUAUUCUGAAGUCCUCGACGUUUUAUCCGACUAUGAUGCUAACUACAACACCCAGGACCACCUGCCCAGGGUAGUUGUGGUCGGAGAUCAGAGCGCUGGGAAAACCAGCGUGUUAGAGAUGAUUGCCCAGGCCAGGAUCUUUCCCAGGGGCUCAGGUGAAAUGAUGACACGCUCUCCUGUCAAGGUGACACUCAGUGAAGGCCCCCAUCAUGUAGCCAUGUUUAAAGACAGCGGCCGAGAGUUUGACCUCACCAAGGAGGAGGAUUUGGCUGCUCUGAGGCAUGAGAUUGAGCUGAGGAUGAGGAAGAAUGUGAAGGAGGGGCAGACCGUCAGCUCUGAGACGAUAUCCUUGAGUGUUAAAGGGCCGGGCAUCCAGAGGAUGGUACUAGUUGACUUACCUGGUGUCAUCAGUACGGUGACUACAGGCAUGGCUUCAGACACAAAGGAAACCAUCUUCAGUAUGAGCAAGGCCUACAUGCAGAACCCCAAUGCCAUCAUUCUUUGUAUUCAGGAUGGCAGUGUGGAUGCAGAGCGGAGCAUCGUUACAGACUUGGUUAGUCAGAUGGACCCUCAGGGGAAGAGGACCAUUUUUGUUCUGACCAAAGUGGACUUGGCUGAGAAAAACCUGGCCAGCCCGAGUAGAAUCCAGCAAAUUAUUGAAGGAAAGCUUUUUCCGAUGAAGGCCCUGGGCUAUUUUGCAGUAGUGACAGGAAAAGGGAGCAGCGGUGAAAGCAUAGACUCUAUUAAAGAUUACGAGGAGGAAUUUUUCCAGGGCUCCAGAUUACUAAGGGACGGGAUGCUGAAGGCUCAUCAGGUGACCACGAAAAACUUGAGUCUGGCCGUCUCUGACUGCUUCUGGAAGAUGGUCCGAGAGUCCGUAGAGCAGCAAGCUGAUGUUUUUAAAGCAUCGCGGUUCAACCUGGAGACUGAAUGGAAGAACAACUAUCCUCGUCUGCGAGAGCUGGACAGAAAUGAGCUCUUUGAAAAGGCAAAAAACGAAAUCUUGGAUGAGGUCAUCAGUUUGAGUCAGGUGACCCCACAGCACUGGGAAGCUAUUCUGCAGAAGAAGUUGUGGGAGCGCGUGUCCACACAUGUCAUUGAGAACAUCUACCUGCCUGCUGCCCAAACAAUGGACUCUGGUACCUUUAACACCACUGUAGACAUCAAGCUCAAGCAGUGGACUGACAAGCAGCUCCCACACAAAGCACUGGAGGUUGCGUGGGAGACACUGCAGGAGGAGUUUGCUCGCUUUAUGGCUGAAUACAGAGGCAAAGACCAGGACGACAUCUUUGACAAGCUGAAGGAGGCUGUGAAGGAUGAGAGCAUCAAGAGGCACAAGUGGAACGAGAGGGCCUUAGAUAGCCUGAGGGUGAUCCAGCACAAUGCCUUAGAAGACCGUUCCAUCACAGACAAGCCUCAGUGGGAUGCAGCGAUCCAGUUUAUGGAGGAAACUUUACAGUCACGUCUCAAAGACACUGAAUCUGUGAUCAAAGACAUGGUGGGCCCCGACUGGAAACAGAGGUGGCUAAACUGGCAGAACCGUACACCAGACCAGCACAUCCGGAACGAAACAAAAAAUGAGCUGGACCGCUUGCUGAAGCUGCACGAUGACCACACCGCUUACUUGGCCAAUGAUGAGGUCACCACAGUUAGGAAGAACCUGGAGGGACGAGGGGUAGAAGUGGACCCAGUGCUGAUCAAGGACACGUGGCAUCAGCUGUAUCGCCGACACUUCUUGCAGAAAGCACUGUCUCAUUGCAACCUCUGCAAGAGAGGCUUCUACUACUACCAAAGACACUUUGUUGAUGCUGAGCUGGAGUGCAACGAUGUGGUUCUGUUUUGGAGGAUACAGAGGAUGCUGGUCAUCACAGCCAACACUCUUCGACAGCAGCUCACCAACACCGAGGUGCGGCGGUUGGAGAAAAAUGUGAAAGAGGUUUUAGAUGAUUUUGGYGAAGACAUGGAGAAAAAGACCCAGCUCAUCACGGGCCGCAGAGUCCAGCUGGCUGAAGAUCUCAAGAAAGUUCGUGAGAUCCAAGAGAAACUUGAAGCUUUCAUAGAAGCUCUCCACAAAGAAAAAUAACAUCUUCAGCAGACGGAAUGCACUGAACAACAAAACACCACAUCUGUAAACGACUGCCAUCGCCCCCUGGCACCCCSCUCAACACACUCUGGAUUUUAUCUUCCUCGUACCGGCUUCCCAUUCCUCCCACCACCCAGACGCUGAUGGUGUUAAGGACCUGAGCGGAAGCGAAAGACGAAGGAARCGUUUUCUGGCUUUUUCUGUUUUCCUAAAAUUUCUUUCUCUAAGACAAGAGAGGGACAGGAGCACAAACACYAAAUAAACACUCAGUGCAUAGAGUUGUUAGACAUUUGUCUACGUCUUUUCAAUAAAUGAGGACUGAACUCGU